This is a messenger RNA of Lodderomyces orthopsilosis Co 90-125, 1851 nucleotides long. It is a transcript of the gene SPB4, whose product is annotated as putative ATP-dependent RNA helicase. NCBI's taxonomy places the organism in Eukaryota, Fungi, Ascomycota, Pichiomycetes, Serinales, Debaryomycetaceae. Bases 1 to 1851 code for a protein of 616 amino acids. Gene Ontology annotation, molecular function: nucleic acid binding; ATP binding. Gene Ontology annotation, cellular component: nucleolus. The transcript has a single exon. The record is from RefSeq and is a predicted model, not a curated record.
AUGAAAUCACAAGCAGGUUCCCUUGCAUGGGAGAACUUAAGAUACGAUCUAUAUCCAUGGUUAAAAGACGCUCUACUAUCAUUAGGCUACCCAUCAAUGACGCCAGUCCAAGCAUCCACCAUUCCCUUGCUUUGUGGGAAUAAAGAUGUCAUUGUUGAAGCUGUGACUGGAUCAGGUAAAACCCUAGCUUUUGCUAUACCAGUAUUGGAAAGGGUAUCAAAGAGACUAUACACACCCGAUGAAGACGGAAAAUUAGAACCAUUAAAACGAAAUCAUAUUUUGAGUAUUGUCAUAUCGCCAACUAGAGAAUUGGCUAAACAAAUUCAAAUGGUAUUUGAUCGAGUAUUGGAGUAUUUACCCGAAGAGCUAACCCCACAGAUCAAGACACAGUUAUUGGUUGGGUCAUUGGGUAACGUGCGUGAAGAUCUAGAAAAGUUUCAAGAAAAUCAACCUCAGAUAUUGAUAGCUACACCUGGUCGAUUAUUGGAUUUCUUAACCACAUCACCAAUCGUGAAAACAUCAAGUUUGGAAAUUGUCAUCUUGGAUGAAGCAGAUAAGCUUUUGGAUUUCUCAUUUGAAAUGGAUGUUGUCAAUAUUUUAAAGAAAUUACCUAAACAACGAAGAACUGGAUUGUUUUCAGCAACAGUUUCAUCAGCGGGUGAUGCAAUUUUUAAGACGGGGAUGAAUAACCCAGUUAAAGUUCAAGUCAAGACAAAGAAUUUUCUAGGUGAACAACAAAAUGCUCCCACUUCGCUACAGUUGUCGUAUAUGUUGUUACAACCAGAGUAUAAGGUUACUACCUUGUUGACGAUAUUACGAGACUACGAUUUCAAGAAAGUAAUUGUAUACUUUCCUACAUGUACAUCUGUCAAGCACUUUUAUCAAAUUUUUACCAAGUUGGUUGAUGGUGAUUCAAAUCUACAAUUCUUCUCAUUACAUGGACAAUUGAAUACUAAAGCUAGAUUAAAUACAUUGGAGAAAUUCAUCAAUGGAAACGAGCCCAAUACCAAGUAUGUCCUAAUGACUACUGAUGUUGCUGCCCGGGGUAUCGAUGUACCCGAAGUUGAUUUAGUUGUGCAAUUAGAUCCGCCGACUGACCCAAGUGUAUUCUUACACCGGUGUGGACGUACAGGAAGAGCCAAUAGAGCUGGAAGAGCUAUUGUCAUGUUGAAUGAUGGAACACAAGAAGAAGAUUACAUUGGUUUCAUGGAAGUCAAGAAUGUAUUUAUGACCAAAAUCGAUUCACCAGAGUCGACAACUACAAAUCACGAUUCCUUUCAAAAACGACUUCGCAAAUAUAUGCUUGGAGAUAGGGCUCGCCAUGAAUUAGCCGUAAAGUCAUAUGUUGGAUUCAUUCGAUAUUAUUCUAAACAUAUUGCUAGUCUGAUAUUCCGAUUAGCUACAUUGGAUUACUUAGCAAUUGCAAAAAUGUAUGGAUUGUUGAGAUUACCCAAGAUGCCAGAGACGAAAUAUAUUGAUAAUGCACUUAUGCCACAAGACGGUUGGUUGGGUGAACCUAUUGAUAUGGAUACUUAUGCAUAUGCCGACAAAUUGCAAGAAAAAUCAAGAGUGGAGAAUUUACAAAGAGAUAAGGAAUUGAAAAUCGCCAAUGCUAAAAAGCGUAAAGAAUUAAAAAUCAAAAAUGAAGCUUGGUCAAGCAAGACCGAUCACAAGGAAACUAAACAAGAACGGAAAGCAAAAAUGAAACGGAAACGUGAAGCAAUUGAAAAGCAAUUGAUGGAAAAUGAUGAGGAACAAGAGGAACAAACACAACAGGAUUGGAAAGAUUUAAUUCGUCAAUCGAAAAAGGCAAAGAAUCAAACCAUGCAAGGUUCAUUUGAUGAUUUAUAG